This is a messenger RNA of Paramecium tetraurelia, 489 nucleotides long. RefSeq lists its product as uncharacterized. NCBI's taxonomy places the organism in Eukaryota, Ciliophora, Oligohymenophorea, Peniculida, Parameciidae. The transcript has 4 exons. The record is from RefSeq and is a predicted model, not a curated record.
AUGGAUUCAAAGAAAUUAAGUAAAAUAAUAGAGCUAAUUUUCUUAUCGAUUGCUUGGUUAUCAGUGCUAGCCUGUUUAAUAAGAACAGAUUUUAAUUUUCCAUUUGCUUUCUUUUGCUAUUAUUUAUGGAUUUCAAGAGAUGACAAAGCCAAUUCUUUAAUGGUAUUAAUUGAAUUGCUAUUUGAUUAGUUAAUGGUUUUAAAUGGAAUCUUAAUUUUAGUUGAUUUAAUUUGGUUAUUGUCAGUUGGAUCUAUUUGGACUGCCACAGAAAAAAAUAAUCCUGUUUGGGGUAGAUUACAUGGUCUCCAUGUUUUCGUAAUCUUCAUUAGCAUUGUGAAUGCUUUAUUAAAAGUUGGAGCAAUUGUGGCAAUAAAUUCUUAUAGAGGAAAUUAACAAUAAGUUGCUGGUCCUAUUGGAACUCAGAAUCCAUAACAAAGUGGAUUUAAUGAUAUGUCUUAAAAUAGAUAACAACCAUACGCAUAAUUUUGA